Molecule: messenger RNA, 2592 nt
Organism: Pistacia vera
Lineage: Eukaryota; Viridiplantae; Streptophyta; Magnoliopsida; Sapindales; Anacardiaceae
Product: disease resistance protein RPP13-like
Exons: 2
Coding region: 1-2592 (863 amino acids)
Biological process (GO): defense response to other organism
Molecular function (GO): ADP binding
Source: RefSeq, a predicted model, not a curated record
AUGGUGGAUGCAGUAGUGUCAUUUGUGGUGGAGAGGGUUGGGGACUAUCUCAUCAAAGAAGCAGCCUUCUUACGAGGUGUAAGAGGUGAAGUGGAGUCGCUGAAAAAAGAUCUGGAAUGGAUGCUUUGUUUCAUAAAGGACGCUGAAGAUAAACAAGUUGACAAUCCUUUGAUACGCCAGUGGGUUUCUGACAUCCGAGAAAUUGCUUACGAUUGUGAGGAUGUCUUAGACGAAUUUAUGGUCAAAGUCCAUGAUGAAAAGAUUUCUAAUGUCCUCAAGGUCGAAGAAGGGGAGACUUCGACAAGAAGGCAAGGACUCUUUACUUGCAGCAAGAAUUGUUCUUGCAAAUCUGCGGUGGCCAAACUAUACAUCAAAGGCAAGGGCAUGGGCAUGGGAAAGGAGAUUGGUGCACUCAAAAAUAGACUUAAAGAAGUGUCUGAUAGAUGUGGAAUGUAUGGCCUCAAAGAUAUUAAUAACAGGUGGGAAGAGAGCAAGACUCUUCGCGAAUUUAAAGAAGUAAGAAGAACCACAUCGUUUGCAUUUGAAGAGAAUGUCAUUGGCUACAAGGAUGAUAUUGAAACAUUGUUGGGUAAACUACUUUGCAAUGUGCCACAGCGUUCUAUAAUCUCUAUCUGGGGUACCGGUGGUUUGGGCAAAACAACACUUGCCAAAAAAUUGUACCACCAUGAUAAGAUAAAGGAAAAAUUCCAACAUUGUGCUUGGGUUUGUGUAUCUCAAGAUUUUAACGUUGUGGAUCUUCUUCGAAGAAUUAUGGCGGAGGAAGAAGCUUUGAAGAGAUAUAUUCAUGAAUCUUUGAAAGAAAGCUCAUACUUGGUGGUAAUUGAUGAUGUUUGGGGAAAAAAUGCUUGGGGAAGGCUCAUAGAAGCCUUUCCAAAUAACAAGCAUGGUAGUAGGGUCAUUAUGACCACCCGCAAUAAAAACGUUGCUGAUUGUGCAGAUUAUGUCCAUGAUCUUCCAUUUCUAACGGAAGAAGAAAGCUGGAGGUUAUUCGACUUAAAAACCCGUGGAAAGGCAAAUGAAACCAAAGAAAUGAAAAAGUUGGGAAAGGAAAUGUUGCAAAAAUGUGGUGGUCUACCGCUGGCGAUUGUUUUAUUGGGUGGCUUGUUAUCUAGAAAGAGUGCACAAGAGUGGCGCUUGGUGCAUGAUCACAUUUGGCAACACUUAAACCGUGAUUCGGAUAAUCAUAUCAAUUAUUUAUUGUCUUUAAGCUUCAAUGAUUUACCUUAUCAAAUGAAGCCCUGCUUUCUCUACCUAAGCCAAUUUCCGGAAGAUUUUGAAAUCCCGGUAAGGCAACUAAUUCAUUUGUUGGUGGCUGAGGGUUUCAUACCGCAAAAUAGAGAACUAAUGGAAGAGACAGCUUAUUAUUACGUGAAUGAACUGAUCCAAAGGAGCUUGAUUCAAAAAGAUAAAACGCAUAGAGGGAGGAUUCUAACAUGUCGUAUCCACGAUCUCUUGCGGAAUCUUGCAAUUGAUAGAGCAGAAGAACUCAACCUCUUCCACAUUUACGAGGUAAAUAAAGGUUCUACUAGCUCCUCAAAACCAAGACGACAAGUUGUUUAUUCAGGAAUAGGAAGUAACUGGCAGUUGCAGCAAUCUAAAGUCUUGCGUUCCCUUUUGUUCUUCACUAGUAUCAAGUGCAGAGGAAAAAGUAAACACUUUUCUAAGCUGUGCUCCAGCUUCAGGUUGCUAAGAGUGCUCAAUCUUUCGAAUUUCGUUGUAGAAACAAUGCCGCAAGAAAUGGGUAAGUUAAUUCAUUUGAAGUAUUUGCAAUUAGGGCUAACUUUUAAUCCAGAUGUUCCACAAUUGAUUCUCAACUUAGUGAGCCUACAAACUCUGAACCUACUCGAUAAUGAUUUAUACCCGAGGCUCCCUACUGAAAUCUGUAAAUUGCAGGAGUUGAGACAUCUAAUUGGAAAUUUUAUAGGGUAUUUUUGGAUAGACAAAUUGAAAAACCUUCAAACUUUGAAGAGCAUACCAGUGGAGACUUGGAUUAAAACAAAUCCAGAACAAUUGGUAAAUCUUACAGAGCUGCACAUAUCAGGUUACGGUGGAGAAAUAAACCGGUUUACUUUUGAUUCUAUUUCCAAGUUGAAAAGCCUUCAAAUUUUACGGGUUUACACACCAACAAGGGAAAUUCCUUCUCUCAAACCACUCUCAGAUUGCCAAAAUCUGGUAGAGUUGACAUUAAGUGUGAGGAUAGAGAAAGUUCCAGAAGAAAUGCCUGAAUUUUUGCCAAAUCUUGAAUUCCUCGAGUUAUAUUCCAGCGGACUGGUAGAUGACCCCAUGCCUACAUUAGAGAAGUUGUUGAACCUCACUGUGCUUAAUUUAGGCAAUGAUUGUUAUGAUGGAACGAAACUGGUCUGCAGCAAAGGGGGUUUCCCUCGGCUUGAAAUUCUAGCUAUUUAUGGAAGUCAUUUAGAGGAGUUGCAAGUAGCGGAAGGAGCAAUGCCUGGGCUUAGAAGUUUCAUCAAGUCAUAUCAUACGAUCGAUUUCAGAAUUCCAAAAAGAUUGAAAGCCCUUCCUCCCCCAUCCCAACGUGAAUACGAAAGUUAUGUCUUAAACGAGUUCUAA